AUGAGUUCAGAAAUAGGAAUACCGGAGGAUGGCUCGCAUCGGUUCUCGCCUGUUACAUUCAACGACCAUGCCGGACAGCUGUGGAUCGUGACGAUCUUGUCGCUGAUCUACAGCGCGCUCGUGGCAACUGCAAGGGCAUACAUCAAGUACCAGAUGUUCGGGUUCGAUGACAUUUUGAUUGCUUUGGCAACUUCCACUCUCGCAUCCGUUGUUCUCUGCGUUUUAUCCCUGAGCCUCGCCAAAUGCUCCAUCCUCGCCCUCGUCCUUCGCAUCAUCGGCACCAAGACUGGAAAGAAUAGAAUAUUUUGUAUCGGACUCAUGGUGGUCAGUGUAGUAUGGGGAGUAGGGUCCUCCAUCGCAUUUCUUGUCAACUGCCGCGCUGAUACUUUGUUGACUCCUGACAACGUCAAGCAAUGCCCCAACCAGGUUACGCGCUGGGCCGUGGUCAGUACGGUUGAUAUUUUGACCGAGAUAUUUACCUGGAUCCUCGUUGUGCAAUUGUCUUGGUCUGUCAGCAUGUCGUUUGCCCGCAAGUGUCAGGUCGCCAUGGCCUUCUCAUUCCGCAUACCACUUAUCGCCCUCUCAGCCAUUCAUUUGGCAUAUAUCAGCAAGUACCCAGAUGCGACCGAGCCUCAAUUCGCCGUUACGAACAGUCUACUAUUCCAGCAAACGAUGAUCGCUUGGUCCCUGAUUUCUGCUACGGUGCCGAACUUGAAGAACUUUUUGAAGUCAUUUUCUAUAGGCAUGGGCUUUCCGCUUGCCUUUGACCUCAGCAUAUACGGAUCAAGCAACGUGUACGCACUUCAGUCACUGGGAAACGAUCAUUCCCGGGUUACUACGUCUGCAGCAGCACACGAUGUUACAUCGACUUCUGUUAGGGUCCACCACUCUGAUGGCGAGCCCCAUGGCCGACCGCACAACUGGAGGCCGGACCAGGUCUCGACGCAAUCGACGGCAGCGCAUAACUACGGGAACAAUACUCGAGACAACAUAUCAGAAGAAGGGGAACUCUCCAGGACUGGUAGUCAAGAGAUGAUUAUCAACAAGGAGGUUGCGUGGCAGGUCACGUAUGAGGGUCACACAUAAAUUAGGAUACUGCUGCUUAACAGGUAAUGCACUGGUACGAAGGGUUACAGGGAUGGGAAAAGCAUGUGUCCAUAGAAUAGAUUUCCAUUUCACCAGCUUCCAUGUCA
Molecule: messenger RNA, 1193 nt
Organism: Fusarium vanettenii 77-13-4
Lineage: Eukaryota; Fungi; Ascomycota; Sordariomycetes; Hypocreales; Nectriaceae
Exons: 3
Coding region: 1-1086 (361 amino acids)
Source: RefSeq, a predicted model, not a curated record